This is a messenger RNA of Juglans regia (Persian walnut), 2414 nucleotides long. RefSeq lists its product as uncharacterized. The transcript is spliced from 3 exons. The record is from RefSeq and is a predicted model, not a curated record. Lineage: Eukaryota; Viridiplantae; Streptophyta; Magnoliopsida; Fagales; Juglandaceae. The coding region runs from base 306 to 2240 and encodes 644 amino acids.
AGGAAUACUGUUUCGAAAUCUGUCAGUUUAUUAGCAAAAUCUGUGAUCUGGUGGGUCAUGUCUUCCUUUCUAAGGAAGACAUUCACGUUCGUCCGCUCAUCUCAUCACGUCCUCCCUAAUUUGUCAAUUGUCAUGUCUCCCUUUCUCUUGUUUGCCAUUCCUAUAUAUUGUCUUUCAGUCAAAUCCAUUUCUUUGAAGGGAAAAGAAUAGGAACAUGGGUAAAACAGUGAAGCACUCAAAGAUUGAAGUUCGAAGAGAGAUGGAGAGAAAGAGUGGGUAAUGGGCCUGCGGAAGGAAAACUAAAGAUGGAAAGCAAAGGAAAAAGUGUGGAGAGAGAAGCCGAAAAGCAAGGAUUAAUGGUGAAAAAGUUGAAACGCCGUAUGUUGGUAGGGAAAAGAGGUGGCCCUUCUACUCCACCACCAACAUGGAGGCUUGAGUUUUCAUCUCACAAGAAUGAUGACGCUACUAAUAUUCGAGAAUUCCUCACCUUUCCCAACACCGCCGCAUCAAUCUCUGCGAGAAAACUCGGUGCAAACCUCUGGGAGAUACAGCCCCACCGAAACGUCCGCCUCCUACUCGCUAAAAUGAGCAAAGGUGGUGCUGGGCUUCGUUGCCGCCACCACAGGGACAAGGGGUUUGAAAUUUCCAAAGACGUGGUUGACCCUUCUGAUAGCUCCACUGACUCGCUUACAAAUGCAAGUCACUUGAGGAGGAAUCUUGCUGCAUCAAUUGUGCAAGAGCAUCGACCAGUUCAAAGGAGCAAUCGUGCCCUGCAGCCUGUAUCUCCGGCAAGUUAUGGUAGCUCGUUCGAGGUGGCACGUUAUAAGCCUGCAGUCACUCCCCCAAGUUCUUUGGACUUAAAGUCUAGAAUGGUCGAAUCAGAUUAUGGCAUUAAAACAUCCACAGAGUUACUCAAGGUGCUCAAUCGGAUUUGGAGUCUUGAAGAACAACACACAUCCAAUAUAUCAUUGGUGAAAGCACUGAAAAUGGAACUAUUCCAUUCCAGAGCAAGAAUUAAAGAAUUGCUGGAAGAGAAGGAAUUAGGUAGGCAUGGAAUGGGCGACUUGAUUAAACGAGUAGCAGAGGAUAAACUUGAUCGGAAGAAUAAGGAGCAAGACCAGACCAAAGCUGCAAUUGAAGCAAUAAAACAUAAGCUAGAAGAUGAGAAGAAGUCAAGAAAGCAUUCAGAAGGCCUGCACCGAAAGCUAGCUCAAGAGCUUUCUGAAUUGAAACAAUCUUUUUCUAAUGCAUUGAGAGAGCUUCAAAGAGAGAGAGAAGCACGGAUUCUGUUGGAAAACUUGUGUGACGAGUUUGCCAAAGGAAUAAGAGAUUAUGAACAAAAACUCCGGCCCUUGAACCACAAGACUGAGAAGUAUGGGGUUGGUAGGGAAAACCCUGACAGAUUAAUCCUCCAUAUUUCAGAAGCAUGGCUUGAUGAACGGAUGCAAAUGAAGCUUGAGGAAGCUCAAAACGAUUUUGCAGAAAAGAGUACCAUCCUGGACAAAUUAGGGUCUGAUAUAGAAAGCUUUCUUCAAGCUAAACAGUCCAAUGAAUUAAGGACUAAUGGGAACUUGCCCCCAUUGGAGCCAAAGACCAUGCGCCGGCAUUCAUUAGAGUCCUUUCCUUUGAAUGAUACUGUUAGUGCACCUCAAAAAACAGCUGAUGAAGAAGAUUUCUCUACUGUUGAUGAUUCACAUUACUUUGAGCAAAACAAGGGUACCAGUAGAAAGCAAAGCAAAGGCAGCUCGAAACAAAAGGAGAUUAAUGCUUCAGAUAGCCAUCACAAAGAGAGAAUGAAAUCAAAUUCUAUAAGAAAACAGGUUGAGAUGGGAGGAGAAAAGAAAAAUGUAAUAAACUAUCCUGAGAAAUCUGGAAUGAGUGAGGCUACCCGGGAAGAUCUACAAGAAAGACACAGUAAACGAGUAGGGAUCGGUGGACUGAACUCAGAUCAUGUUCCGAAUAACUUGAUUCGAAAUUAUUCCUUGUCAUUGGAGGGUGAGAAGAUUGAUCCCCCAAGUAAUUGCAGAGAAGAUUCUUGUGUUUGGUCGGUAUUAACAAGCAAUACAAGUCCAGCACAACAAUGGAUGUCAAAGUUAAAAACCCCAGAUUUUGAAAAAUCUGAAUCUUCACUGAGAUGGCCUCGGGGCUUGAAGGAGAAUACAUUGAUGGCAAAACUACUUGAAGCGAGGUUAGAGACAAAGCAAUCUCGAUCAAAACUUUCUAAAGGUUCAUUCAACUGAAUGGUAAAUUUGUCUGUAUAAAAAGAAUUUUCUGAUUGAUGAUAGUUGCUUUGUGAAUAUUUUGCCUAGAGAUCCUCUUACUAAAGGGGGAGUAUUUGUAGAGCAAUACAUCUGGAAAAAUAGGCGGCAUACAUGUAUUUUUCUUGCUAUAAUAGAGUUACUUUUAUACAUGGC